UAUCGUUUGCCCGCCAUGCUCUUCCAGUCCCUCUUCGCGGCGACCCUUCUCACUUCUGCAUUCGGUCAAGACUAUUCUGCCGCUCAUAAUACCACGCCAAUAGUCGGGACUUGGUCAUCAGGAACGCAACGCGUAGUCCCGGGCCCAGGCUUCGCGAAUCCCGCCCAAGAAACUUUUACUUAUCCCCCUACCGCGGGAGUUGGCUUUUCCUUCUCUGACGAUGGCUGGUAUGAACUUGCACGGUACCGCUACGUCGCCAACGGCUCGCAUCCUGAAUGCAUCGUCGGCACUCUCGUCUGGGCUCACGGCAACUACAAUCUCCUCGACAAUGGCUCCAUCAUCCUCAAUCCCAUAGGCGACGGCUACCAACAGGUGCAAUCGCCAUGCAACAAGGACAACUCCAACUUCCUUCAAAACUAUAACCUCACGGAGCUCUUCGUUUCGUGGCGCAUUUACACGGACCGUACAUUUGGGCCAAAGCUGCAUCUGUACCAGUGGGAUGGCUCGCCUGUGGCGCCGCUUUUCCGACUGUCAGAAACGCCGAAUAUGUUGCCCAAGCAGAAACUGAGGAAUAAUGAGGCCCAUACGGUCACUUCGACGAGCGACGGGUUGAUCACGGUCCAAACAGUUGUGUCCCGAGCAUCACAGAACAAGAAGCGACAUUCGGAGGCGACAGCGAGAGGGUGGCAGUUCUGGAGGUGGUAG
Molecule: messenger RNA, 705 nt
Organism: Mycena indigotica
Lineage: Eukaryota; Fungi; Basidiomycota; Agaricomycetes; Agaricales; Mycenaceae
Exons: 4
Coding region: 16-705 (229 amino acids)
Biological process (GO): 'de novo' protein folding
Cellular component (GO): endoplasmic reticulum membrane; endoplasmic reticulum
Source: RefSeq, a predicted model, not a curated record